Rosa chinensis is the source of this 1130-nucleotide messenger RNA. RefSeq names its product RING-H2 finger protein ATL5. NCBI's taxonomy places the organism in Eukaryota, Viridiplantae, Streptophyta, Magnoliopsida, Rosales, Rosaceae. The coding region runs from base 200 to 913 and encodes 237 amino acids. The transcript has a single exon. The record is from RefSeq and is a predicted model, not a curated record.
AUUCCCAAUUGCCGAUGCUCAUAAAAACAUUACCAGGGACCCCCAACGACUCAUCUCAGAGACGACGAACCUUCCUCUCCAUUUUCUGUUGCCAGAUUAAGAAAACAAAAUUAAAUCCUCACGCACCUAUGACGUACCCAUUUCCCUAAAACCCACACCAUUUGCAACUCUCCUCCUUCUCCAAAACCUAAAUUUUGACAUGGAUAUCGUCGACGAUCAUAAACCCGCCAACUUCGCCCUCAAUGGCAAGAUCAUGCUCUGCUCGGUCAUCAUUCUUUUCGUCGUCGUCUUCGUCGUGACUUGCUUCCACAGCUACGUCCGGCUCUGCUUCUACCGCAACCAUCCCCGACGGCACCGUCGCCGGAGACGCCUCUUCUCUCAAAAUAUCGUCUCGCCCACGACGGAAACCACCAGCACCGCACCUCAGAAAGGCUUGGAUCUCUCAGUUCUCAAGACGCUACCUAGUUUUGUUUACUCCACGUUAACUGACGACCCGCUGUUAGAAUGCGCCGUGUGCCUGUCGGAGUUCGAGCACGGAGAACGUGGUCGAGUGCUGCCCAACUGUAAGCACCCGUUUCAUAUAGAGUGCAUAGACACUUGGUUUAAGUCGAACUCCAAUUGUCCGCUUUGUAGAUGUCUGGUUCGGCCGCAUGUUCCGGUUCCGACAUCGGAACCUCGGCACGAGGUUGUGAUUACGGUGAGUGAACCGGCCGGUUCGGGAACGGACGGGGGCGAAGAGAAAAUGAGUUCGCCGCCGGGGAGUUUUUCGGCGGAGGUAUGUGGGAGGAGGCCGUUGGAUCUAGUGGGGAUGUCGAUAGAUGAUAGGGUGAGGAAUUUUGGGUUGCCCAAAAGUCAUGGGGUGAAAUGUUCUGGAGAUCAGAGUGUAUCGUUAAAGAGGAUUUGGAGCAUAUAGAUCAGCAUAAGCUUGUCCGACCUGAUCCAUGGGGAUGUGGGCGGCGUUACUUCUGGUGACCAAACCCGACUAUAGAGAAUGGCGGUUUCUUUUGUUUUGUUUUGUUGUAGUUUUUUUUUUCCCUUAGGACAUGUCUUGGUACCUGUACACAAUCUUUGUUUGUUUGUUUUCUCAUACUGGAUAUAUACAUGACUGAAAAAUCACCUGUGUUACUCAA